Molecule: messenger RNA, 416 nt
Organism: Acromyrmex echinatior (Panamanian leafcutter ant)
Lineage: Eukaryota; Metazoa; Arthropoda; Insecta; Hymenoptera; Formicidae
Source: RefSeq, a predicted model, not a curated record
GUACAAAGCUAAAUGCGUAUUGGCAGUCACCACGUUGCCUUGUCGGCUUUGUGUACGUACCAUUACAAUGUAUGUGGCUUGGCCAGGUCAACACGCCGACAGAGAACGUCCAUUACUUCAUCAAACCCCGGCCAUCGUCGACAGAUCCGUCCACCGCCAAUUUGCCAACAAUCGCGACACUCAGUCAGUAUAAACAGUUCGGCUCUUUGACUAUGGCAAGUAGGAUAGCUCCCAAGCAGGGAGUGCGUACACAAUUCAACAUCAUAUUUUUUUAUUUACAAGAAAUACGGAUUCUGCCGCAUCCAUUUGACGACGAUGUCACGUACAGCUUCCGGAUAUGCAAUUUUAGUCAAGAAUUUCUUUUAACAAAUGCAAUUUACAUCACACAGUUAACUUGUUAUCAACUUGCGUUUUAA